Molecule: messenger RNA, 1911 nt
Organism: Hippocampus comes (tiger tail seahorse)
Lineage: Eukaryota; Metazoa; Chordata; Actinopteri; Syngnathiformes; Syngnathidae
Gene: mfsd2ab
Product: MFSD2 lysolipid transporter A, lysophospholipid b
Exons: 13
Coding region: 290-1537 (415 amino acids)
Biological process (GO): carbohydrate transport; fatty acid transport; lysophospholipid translocation
Cellular component (GO): plasma membrane
Molecular function (GO): fatty acid transmembrane transporter activity; lysophospholipid:sodium symporter activity
Source: RefSeq, a predicted model, not a curated record
ACCAAGACUGUUGUCAGGAGUCUAUUGUGCGGCCCAGCGUGGCGCAAUUCGUACAGUGAGGAGCAGUACAUUCUUUGUGCCCGCUUCGAAUGGCGGACCGAACCGGCUGCCAAGGGCUUAAAGACACUCCUGACAUCUCACUGCUGUCAAGCUGCGCUUCCGAGCCACAGACUAACUGGAUCCAUUCUACGCCUCAAUCAUCCUGUUUGUGGGCCGAGCUUGGGACGCGGUCACGGACCCCACGGUGGGCUUCCUGGUCUCGCGGAGUCCCUGGACACGUUUUGGACGCAUGAUGCCAUGGAUUGCCCUCUCAACUCCCCUGGCUGUGAUUUCUUACUUCCUGAUAUGGUACGUGCCCCCUUUUGAGGACGGCAAAGUCAUCUGGUACCUUUUCUUCUACUGCGUCUUUCAGAGCCUUCAAACUUGCUUCCAUGUGCCAUAUUCCGCCCUCACCAUGUUCAUCAGCUCCGAGCAGAAAGAAAGGGACUCUGCUACAGCUUACAGGAUGACGGUGGAGGUUUUGGGCACUGUGCUCGGUACCGCCAUCCAGGGCCAAAUCGUGGGCAUGGCCAACGCGCCCUGCGUCCCGGGACCGGGGGAAAUUUUGGCGGACUCCAGCAACUCCUCGCUCGGCCUCAACGGAACAAACCACGUCAUCUCCCUGGAACACACGAGAGCCGCCUACAUGAUCGCCUCCGGUGUCAUCUGCUUAAUCUACGUCCUCUGCGCCAUUGUGCUGUUCUUUGGCGUGAGGGAGCAAAAAGACUCGAACCGUCCCAAGUCGGAGCCCUUGUCGUUCAUCCAGGGCAUCAAGCUGGUGAUGGGUCACGGCCCCUACGCCAAACUGGUCAUGGCCUUCCUUUUCACCUCCUUAGCAUUCAUGCUCCUCGAGGGAAACUUUGCACUGUUCUGUAGCUACACCCUUGGCUUCCGAAACGACUUCCAGAAUAUUUUGUUGGUGAUCAUGCUCUCGGCCACUCUCACCAUCCCCUUCUGGCAGUGGUUCCUCACCAAAUUCGGGAAGAAGACGGCCGUCUACGUCGGCACCUUGUCUGUGGUUCCCUUCAUGAUCCUGGUGGUGUGCUUGAAGAGCAACCUUGUCGUGACCUACAUCGUCUCCUUUGCCGCCGGCGUCAGCGUGGCGGCCGCCUUCCUGCUGCCUUGGUCUAUGCUACCCGACGUCGUCGACGACUUCCAGGUGCAAAACCCCGAUGCCAUUGGCCACGAGGCGCUCUUCUAUUCGUUCUACGUCUUCUUCACCAAGUUCGCCUCCGGAGUCUCCCUGGGCAUCUCCACUCUCAGUUUAGAUUUUGCCGGCUACAUCUCUCGAGGUUGCUCCCAGCCGCCGGAAGUGGACAUCACGCUGAAGGUGCUGGUCUCGGCUGCCCCCAUCUUACUCAUCAUGAUCGGCCUGGUAAUCCUGUACAAGUACCCCAUUGACGAGGACAGGAGGCUCGAGAACCGCAAACUGCUCCAGCACCAAAGAGACGAGGCAGAAUCCGAAUCUGACUCGACGGAACUUUCCAACAUGAUCUAGUGCAUUUUUUUAAUGCACCGACCAAUCAAGAUAAGCGCCUGGUAUUUUGCACUAGGCGGGACCAAGUGAUUUUGGCCCGUCUUAUCUGAGAGACACUGCCUUGUUGCUGCUGCUAUUUCCUUUCAAGAGGCUGAAAAAAAUGUGCCAACACAACCUGACAUUUACACACUUGUUUGCUCGGUCAGGUCUCUUUUUGUACUGCUCAAACCGUUUUUUUUUUUUUUUUUUUUUUGACUUUUGUGCAAGUGCACAAAAAAGCCUGCUUCCAUCUUUUUCUUUUUUUAAUCCAGUGACUUUGAGCACUGCGCUAGCGACCUGAAACUUGAACGAUUAGCGUCUGUGCCUGAGCUCAGUUCAGUAGCAAAAAAAAAAAA